Drosophila teissieri is the source of this 2244-nucleotide messenger RNA. Its product is annotated as extensin. Lineage: Eukaryota; Metazoa; Arthropoda; Insecta; Diptera; Drosophilidae. The record is from RefSeq and is a predicted model, not a curated record. Bases 1 to 2244 code for a protein of 747 amino acids. The transcript is spliced from 2 exons.
AUGUGCAAUUUGUUUUGGCUUUCGGCCUGUUUUUUGGCCCUCUGUCUGCCCCUCGCCCUCAGCGAACCCAAUGCCACAAGUGUUGAGGUGUUGCCACCUAAGACUGAGCCAAAAGCAGAGCUGGUGCCCACGGCGGAGAAACUGAUCCGAUACCGCCGCCAGCCACCCUUCGCCGUGAUCAAGCGCUCCAAGCUGCGCCGGCGGACUAAGGGACAUCCCAAGAUAAAGUACGGACCACCACCGCCGCACAUCCGCUAUGCGAAACCCUCAUUCCCAGCGCAUGUCGAGGAGCCCAGCUUCUCCCUCGAUGACUUUCAGCACCUGAAGUUCGAUGGUGCGGACUUUAAGAUACCCACUUCCAGCUACGAAGCGCAGUCCAUGGAUCUGGACUUCUACAAUCACGAUACGGAACCGGAUCUCUAUGGAGCACACAAAUUCCCAAGCCUGGACUUUGGCUUGGUCACCACUCAUGAGCAUGUUCCUCACCAGAAGUACGGCUUGCCUCCCGCACAGCAGAGCUUCCAGCCUGAUCACACUUUUGCUUCGCACUAUGAGCCUCCUCCAGAUCCGGCUCAUCCGCCGGCUACCCGCUAUGGAGUACCCGAUGCUCCGGCUCAUCCGCCGGCUACCCGCUAUGGAGUACCAGAUGCACCGGCUCCAGUGCCCAGCUAUCCGCACAAGGAUUUUCCAGCUCCUGACUCGUAUUCCAUAUAUGAGCAGAAGAUUCCCAAUGUGGGCUACCAUCAGAACUUUGCGGAACCACCCAAGCAUCCGCCUAAACAUGGUUCCAUCAAUAAUCCCAACUUUGAGAUUGCCUAUUCUCCGCCCGCAUUUGAGAUCAGCACUUCCUAUCAGUCCAAUCACCAGCAGAGCUAUGUACCACCCCAUCCUCCGUCAUCUCAUGAUGGGUUUGCGGAGCCACCGUCCAAUAACUAUGUGAAGCCUCCCCAGCAUCCUCCAACUAAUAGUUAUGCACCACCCCAACAUCCUUCUUCAAGCUACGACCAGCCUCCACAGCAUCCGCCUCCCAGCUAUAGCCAGCCUCCUCAACAUCCAUCAUCCAGUUAUGAUCCGCCUGCUCAACAUCCCUCAUCCAGUUAUAAUCAACCUCCCUCCUCCAGUUACGAUCAACCUCCUCAACAUCCACCCUCCACUUAUGAUCAACCUCCCCAACAUCCUUCCUCCAGUUAUGAUCAACCACCCCAGGAGCACCCAAACUCCUACCAGCAUCCUCCUUCAUCCACAUACGAUCAGCCACCUCAGCAUCCACCUUCAAACUAUGUGUCCUCCGACUCCCAUUCCAUCAACACUUAUCCGCAGGACGACUACGCACCACCGUCGCAGGAAUUGCCCUUGAAUACACACCACAAGUUUCCUAGUUUCGACUUCCCCAAAUCCAGCUACGAAGUGCCCAUCUACGAUCCCGUUCCCUUCGAGGCCUCCAAUCGCGAUGAACAGGAGUCAUAUCCACCCAUCUUGGCAUCCUCUCCCGAUCUGAAUGAGAUAACUUCAGAUGCCCAUGCGGCUGGUAGUUCCAAGCGGCGAAAGAGGAAGCGAAAGCCCACUGCUGGAGUUGUACCCGCCAAGCAUACCCUUGAUGUUCCUGAGCUCCAGCAGGCCUAUGACGCGGAUAGCCACUUGGGGGAGUCCAACGAAAAUGCUGAUACGGAUGCGAAUAGCUCUCACUAUGUGGAGAGGAAGCAGAGCUUCUUCAACUUUGUCACGCCCACAACCACGACGUCGACUACUCCGGCACCUUGGACUCCAAUGAGGGGCAGGAGUGGUACGACCCGUACGGCAUUCAUACCCACCAUUGUUACAAGUACUCCGGCAACUCCCACUACUGAUCGCAGUAGAAGUCGCGGCUCUUCUCGGUAUCGCAAAAACCAGCAACCCGCGAAUCCCAAUUCACCCGAUCCAACCACCACCAGCGUUCGAAUCGAUCAAUCCCACUCGCAAAGCUAUUACGAUGGAACCAUUGCACCACCGACCAGGCAACCGUUUUCACCCACGAUCGGAGGACGUGGCGGAAGACCUACGAGACCGAGUUACGUUAGAAACCACGGCCCAGUGUCACCGCUGGCACUGCAGCCCGCAGAUGGAAGGGGUCCACCCACAUCCAAGCGAACCACUAAGGGCGUCUUCGACACGACGCUGUUCAAGAGUCCCCUCAGUGAUCGAGAAAUGGAGAGAAAUCUCCAUGGGCUGCGUCAGAACUUGCCAAAAAAUCACAAACUAUUCUGA